Molecule: messenger RNA, 2468 nt
Organism: Pomacea canaliculata
Lineage: Eukaryota; Metazoa; Mollusca; Gastropoda; Architaenioglossa; Ampullariidae
Exons: 8
Coding region: 497-1579 (360 amino acids)
Source: RefSeq, a predicted model, not a curated record
CUCAAUGCUCACAACAUAGAGCUGCUUAUGGAGUGAUCAACCUUAAUAAUAAAAAGAAAAUAUCCUCUGUGUGGAUACUCGGUACCUUCGGAAACAGCAUAUAACCGAUCAGUAGCUGACCACAUUCAUUUCUCUAAGAGACCCUACCAGCUCGUGACCCCUGACCUUCUAUUCAGAAACGUAUUCUGAAUUCUAAGAAGUGACUUUCACUUUCAUCUCCAACGACGGUAAGUGUGGCAGGGCUGCAGGUUGUCUGCAGGUUGUCUGUAAGAAAAUUCGCGAUAAGAUCUUCAUAUAUAUCUGCCACUACAUACAAACCAGGGUGAGGGUACAAAUACCCAGAGGAACUCCAGUCACGUGGUAUCUCCAAGGCUACUAUCUCUCCACGAGUAGCUCAACUCACACCCGGUGUUGUAAGUGUGGAUCACGUGAUUCCUUCGUCCUGCAAACAGUGGUAUUCAUGGCUGCAGUCGAAUAAUACAGGUGAAAUCAAAACAUGGAGUCAGCCCUUUUCCGAUCAAAACUGUUACGGAUUUUAAUUCAACAGGCUAUUGUCUCGUUAUUUAUUUCAAGCUGGUGUAUCACACUUGCUCGAGCCCUGCCUAAUCGAGAUGAGGAUAUUAUUCCAAUGCUCCAAAAAGCCGCAGAACACCGCCUUCAGCUUCUGAGGACCAGCACAGCAGACAUCGAAAAAGCCAAAGUCUGUGGAGGCUUUCUUACAGUUGUUGGGACAAUUUUUGCAGUUUUUCCUCCUGUUCGGAAAGUCGGCUUCUUAUUGCUGGUUCCUGGAGUAGUGGUGACAGCUGGAUCCUUUUAUGCUGAGAUUAUUGUGGAGGAAACAGGAGAAAAAGAUAUCGCAAGAUUACAGAUACUGAAGAACAAAGCUUCUAUCUUCGCUUCAAGGUUCCGAGAAGCUGCGGAUUUUCUUGAUGCCUUUCACGGAAGCCUCAGGAAGGCAAAACUGUUUGGAUCUUUCAAGGCAUUGGCUAGUGGAAUUUUCUCAGCGAUCGCUAGUUUUUUUAACUUUAAGAGUGGAGGACCGAGCUUACCGUUGGCUGCCAUCGACUGGAUGCUGGAGGGAACUGACGGUGAAUUCAGAACUGGAACCCAAUUCACUGACAAGAUAACUCAGAAAGUAGAAGCCUUACAGGCUGAGUGGGAGGACUUUGUCAAAACAGUUAUUCAAGAGUGUGAAAUCCUGCACAGCAUGCAACACACGAUGUACUCCAGAAACCUCCUAGACCAUGUUUUUCAUUUUCUGGAAAGAUUACAAUUGUUCACAAGCAGAGUGGGAGGUAGGAAGGAUUCCAUUACUACAGGUGUAGCCAGGAGAAGUUCUACGUUCAGGGGACUCACAGAACUGGCAGAACUUGAAGCAUCAACAGGAUCACUAAUGCGUUACAAUAGCCCUAUAAUGAUACCCUAUAACUUCAUUGAAAUGAUCUUAGCAGCUUUUGAUUUUGCGUUUGGCAGACAGUCGGAAGCAACACGAACUCUUACACAGCGCGCUAACAUCGCACAGCAAGUUAGUAACAUGUUAGUCAGAAUAAUUGACACGUUUGAAUGGACAGAGCUAUAACAUCCCAUAGUGUACAUUCUUAUUGCUUGAAGCUGAAAUAUUUGUAUUUUGAAACACGAGUUUUUCCUUGCAUUUAAUACCGGCAAAAAUAAAUUAUUGUCAUAUUUGCUUGGAUUUUCUUCGCCAUUUAUUUGGUGAUUCGUAGAAUGCAGCUGUGGAAAUGACUUGAAUAAAAGGCUUGUAUAAAAGCUUUUGUUAUGGCAGAGAGGUAGAUAAAUGUUGUAGCCUAAGCUAUCACAAAAGAAACACUUUGCUUUUGGAAAGUUGCUCCUCUUCUUCAUAGUUUUUGUGCACAGCUAUGUUUACUAUAAUAAUAUGCUUGUGUUUACUAUCGAAAUAUGGUUGUGUUCCACUUGAUAUUAAACUUUAAAUGAUGUCAUCACUAAAGAAGCACCUUUCUGAGGGAAAGUUAUUCAUUUUGGUUUCCUGAAAACGCUAAAUGCAUGAAUAAAAGUUAGUAUGGAGUACUUUAUAUUAAAGUUAUCAUUUUACUUCGAUUUUUCCUUAGAAUAAAUUUAAGUGUAGUCAUUUUAUAUUGAUAAUGACAAAAGUAACGCAUACUUCUUAAAGCCAGUGUCUGUUAAUCGGGGGAAAAAGUUGUACUAUUUUUUAUUCUAGCACAUGUUAAUCGAUAUUAUUUCAUGUGAAAGGCAAUCGAUUUUUCAUUAAGAAUGUUCAGUAGGAAUACUGUUUGCACUGUGUAACGCCUCCGCUCAUUGUUACAUAUUUGUACUUGCAACCUGCUAUUCUUCGUUUCCAUAUUGUAUAUGACACAUUUUUUUGAUUGAAACAAAUGCUUCAGUGAUGUUUACUUUCUUUUUUUCAAAGACAUUUUAUGUAUCUCAAUAUUAUGCUUUUAUAACCAGUUAUUUCAUGGCGACUAUAUUAA